Messenger RNA from Coffea eugenioides, 1525 nucleotides. RefSeq names its product inactive glucose-1-phosphate adenylyltransferase small subunit 2, chloroplastic. The record is from RefSeq and is a predicted model, not a curated record. The transcript is spliced from 9 exons. The coding region runs from base 1 to 1470 and encodes 489 amino acids. Gene Ontology annotation, biological process: glycogen biosynthetic process. Lineage: Eukaryota; Viridiplantae; Streptophyta; Magnoliopsida; Gentianales; Rubiaceae. Gene Ontology annotation, molecular function: glucose-1-phosphate adenylyltransferase activity.
AUGUCCCUUCAUGUUUCUUCCCAUCUCAACAUUGUGCAGCUUCCUCAUAAUUAUAACUAUGCCAAGCCUGCGUUGAAGCUUACUGUCCCUGCCGCUCGUCCUCCUCCUCCGAGCCUGGCAGUUAAAAAUGUGCAGCAAAAUCCUGAACAUGCAGCUGCCCUCAUUUGUAAUGUCCAGCAGAGUGUUGCAGCCAUUGUUUUUGGAGAUGGAUCGCCCUCCAGGCUGUAUCCUCUGACAAAACGAAGAUCAGAAGGCGCCAUUCCUAUAGCAGGGAAUUACAGACUGAUUGAUGCAGUUGUCAGCAACUGCAUCAACAGUAACAUUUCCAAGAUAUACGCUCUUACCCAAUUUAACUCUACUUCUCUGAAUUCCCACCUUUCCAGAGCUUACUCUGGAGCAUCUCUGGGGAAGGAGGGCUUUGUGGAAGUAAUUGCAGCAUGUCAGACUCCUGAAGCAAUGGGCUGGUUCAAGGGACCUGCUGAUGCUAUAAGGAGGAGCUUAUCAGUGCUUGAAGAGUAUCCAGUUCUGGAGUUUCUGAUCCUUCCAGGACACCAUCUCUAUAAGAUGAAUUACCAGAAACUUGUAGAGGCUCAUCGGAACAACUCAGCUGACAUAACUAUAGCAGUUCAUGGUAGCAGGAGAUAUGAUAAUCCAGGAUUUGGCAUUUUCACAGUGAACUCCAAAAACCAAGUUACUGGAUUUCUCCGGGAGCCGGGGAUGAAUCCUGAAUCGGCACAGCAUUCAGCGACAUUCACUGAUAUCCCCACCCCGUACAAUAUUUAUCCUGGCAUGGGGAUUUAUGUGAUUAACAGAGAUGUGAUGAUAAACCUUGUCACAGAACAUUUUCCAACCGCGAAUGAUUUAACGGGCGAAAUAAUGCCUGGGGCAAUAUCCUUGGGGAUGAAGAUUCACGCAUACAAGUUUGAAGGGUAUUGGGAGGAUAUGACAAGCAUUGAAGCAUUCUAUCAUGCAAAUAUGGAAAGCACAAAGAAUGCAAGCACUGCUGCACAUAACAGCUUUUACGACAGAGACAAUCCACUUUAUACUCUACCUCGACAUUUGCCUCCAACUCUGAUAACUGAUGCUGUCAUUGUCGACUCUGUGGUCGGAGAUGGCUGCGUGCUAAGCAGGUGCAAGAUCAAAGGCACGGUGGUUGGCAUGAGAACAAGGGUCGGAGAGGGGGCAACCAUUGAGGAUUCAAUAAUAAUGGGUUCUGAUACAUAUCCAGGAAGUAUUGUUCAAGGGGUUAACGCAAAUCAUGGUGUCAGCAACAUUCCUAUUGGGAUUGGGGAAGGUGCAGUCAUUAAAAAAGCUAUUGUCGACAAGAAUGCAAGGAUUGGCAAAAAUGUUUUGAUCAUAAAUAAGGACAAUGUGCAGGAGGGAGACAAGGAAGCAAAUGGCUACGUGAUCAGAAAAGGCAUAAUCAUCAUCAUAGAGAGGGCAAUUAUCUCAGAUGGAACCAUUCUGUGAAAAAUUUCAACAUCUUGUCCUCUCCACUUCCUCCCAAGGAAAAAAAGACCUCACA